Notolabrus celidotus (New Zealand spotty) is the source of this 5270-nucleotide messenger RNA. RefSeq lists its product as uncharacterized. Gene Ontology annotation, molecular function: protein kinase activity. The record is from RefSeq and is a predicted model, not a curated record. Gene Ontology annotation, biological process: protein phosphorylation. Bases 1196 to 2296 code for a protein of 366 amino acids. The transcript has 5 exons. NCBI's taxonomy places the organism in Eukaryota, Metazoa, Chordata, Actinopteri, Labriformes, Labridae.
CAUAUUUGUAUAACAAAGCUAUAUGUGAAUAGCUUUAGGUAACUGUAUGAACUCACUUUUCAUCUAAACACUUGUAUCAAGCUUCUGGAGGAUUAGAAAAUAAAGCGUGGACUUUCUGCUCAAUAUGCUGUUAGUGGAUAUACAGGACUGAUAGUGGUGUACUGACUGUUAAAGCUCCUGUGAGGAGUUUUUAUCAGGUUAUGAAACAGCAUGAAACUAAACCUGUAGCUUAUUAAUGUCCCACAAAAGCAGACAAGACCAUCAGGUUUAUUGUUGACUAACUUUUAUAGUUAUCUUUAAUGCCUGGAAUUGCUGCCUCAGGGUAGGUGUCAGCCAAAAUAUAAACGACAUGCUGCUGAAACAACCAAGGUUCUUGAUGAGAGAAAAGCAAAACAAACUAACAAAAAACUACUUUCAUAUAUAUAGGACAAGAUCAGUAAAAAGAUCAGAGGUGCCAAAACACAAAGCAGUUUGUCACAGGAGCUUUAAAUCAUCAAGUUGUUGAUAAUAAGUAAUCAAUCAAUUCCGGAUGGAUCACAGUGCAUAAAAAUGCUUCAUUCAAACCAGUUUUUGGGUUAAACUGCGUGAACGAGCAACUUUAAAGACAAAUAAAAUCAUGUUGAUGGUUAAAAAAAAGCACCAGAACAAGAGAAAUCAUCUCAUUUCAUGAAUUCACCUAAAAUCCAAAUAAUGUUUGUUUCUUCUCUAAAACCACAGAUUCUAAAUUUACGGUUGUAACCACAUGCAUGAUGUGUGAAGGAGGAAAUUGCUUAAAAUGAUGUAUCUUUCAGUCUGUGUCACUGUGACAUCCUCUGCGCUGUUAAUCAUUCAGGCUGUGUUACAUUAGAGCAGAUAAGUUAUUGAUCCCGUCCUGCACUCUGCUGCACCAGAAAGGCCGACAGCCUCCAGGGAGUCUACUGUAAAUGUGAGCUCUUUGCCCUCUCUCUGUCCUCACAUCCUUUCUCAUCCCCUCCUCCAUAACACCCUCUUUCACUCUCCUUUCAUCUCCACUUACUUCCUCUUAUCUAUUCCCUUUAUUCCUUUCCCUCCCUUAUUCCCCCUCAUCCCGCCUGCUAGUUGGGGCUCCUCUCUCUCUUUCUGUGCACUCUCCUCUCUUCUCUCUCUAUCCAUAUGUACAGCCUGCAUCUUCCGGUGUCCUCUAUGAGGUUGUUGUGGUACAGUAAAAGCCGGAGGGAUGAGUGGGGCAAGCAGAAUGCAAGAGUUUAAAUACUGCAGGGAGGGAGCUACUUUGGUGGUUUCCUUGGAUGGUUUAAACUGGCUUUCUAAAAGGAGAUGCAGGGACAAAAGAACUAAAAAGAGGGAUGAAGACCUCCAGCUUUUGAUGCCCUCAAGUCAGAUGAUCCAGACUGAUGAGGAGCUGCAGCCGAUCACCUAUCUCUGUGUCGUGGAUCAGAGAGGAAGCACAACCCCUCGUAUACCGAAGAAAAACAGAGACUGUAGAUCAAGCUUGGCAACAUGGCCACCCCCUGUCUCUAUCCCCCCUCGAUGGUGUUCUCCUCCAGAGAAGCCAAGUCUUAAAUAUACUUCCUUACCCUCUUGUGUCUCAGUGUGUCCCACAGGGGCUCCAUGGACAAGACUUAUUUUAGAUAUCAAGGACAUUUUCAGGCUGAUUGUAAAAGGUUUAAACAUUGUGACACAGCACGAUGCCGUGACUAUGUACAACAGGUUUAUUGUUUUUUUUAAUGAAGACAUACCAUUACAACUAUUUGGUGACAUCUGCAGCUCUGAAGAUUAUAGGACAUAUCUGGGAGAUACAGCAUGGAAUAUUGGUGAAAACAAUGUGAUAAGUGAUUUGCCAAAGUCCACCGCCAACCAGCUUCACAACCCUAACACCAACACCAACAGCUCUGCUGGGAUCCAGUGUAAAGAUCUUCAGAAAUCCUGUCAAAUCCACGGUGCUCCAAGAGUUGUAUCUAAGACGGACAAGAAAGCAAAAAGAAGGAAGAGUGUUUCUUUUGUUGAUGAUGUCAUGGUCUAUCUGUUUGACCAGGAGAGGCCCACCUUGGAGCUGCACUCUGGGCCCUGCACACCUAUACCAAGCAGCUACUCCUGCACCCUGCCAGAUGUCACAUUGGAAGACAUUGGCUUGGAGUGGGACGACGAUUUCUCAGCUUUGGAGAAAAACUGCCAUUUUCAACAUGUCAGAGACUCUCAACACUACAACUUUUCUCUGCCAACGCAGAGCUGCACAGCUCUAUCCAGACCAGAGCGUUUCUCUCUGUCCCAAACCUGCCUGUUCCUCACGCAUGUCACCGAGUCAGACCUUGAGCUGUGAGAUAAAGGGUUAUUUCACCACGUUAAUUGCUGUAGCUGUUUUUCUCUGAUGCUGUGCUCAGGAGGACAGGUUUCUUCCCAGCAUUCUACCCUUUCUCUAUUACAUAAAUAAGAACACUAAAGUUAAAAUUUCAGAAGGGAAUUGGGCAGUUUUUGAUUAAAGAUUUCAUAUUUAAAAACCCACUAGUUAAUGUUUGACAGAAAAACAUUAGCAUUGUUGCUCAAAUUAUGUUAGCCAGCUAACAUUAUGUUAGCAAGACAAUACAUUUAGACAAAAGCUAACAUUAGCAAUCCCAUUUACAUCACAUUAGUGAGCUAACAUUACAUAACAUUGUUGAAGCUUGGUGUUAACUCCUUUUCUAGUCCAUUAUUUACAGAGGUGUCAAAAGUCUUCACAUUCAUUACUCAAGUAGACGUAUAGAUACUAUAAAACUUUAAAAAGACUUCUGUAGAAGUUGAAGUAUCAUCUCAAGCUUUUUACUCAAGUUAAAUUUAUACAAGUACUGGUUUCAAAACUACUUAAAGUAUAAAAGUAAAAGUAAUGUAAGGGGAAAAAUGACAUAAAGGACAAAAGCUUAGGCUGCGCCACAGGAGCCUAUAGUGCACUACCCCACCUCCCAAAAAAACAUGUUUCUGAAUGCCAUAAUGACUAUAAUGUUAUAUUAAUAUGCUAAUGUUGAAAUAUUUGGGUUGCACCUGUUUCAGCCACGUUCAUGCCCAUUGAAAAUGAAUGCAUUUUCAUACAAUGCAAAUACAUUAAAGAACCAUAUAUGUUUACUACUGAGCAUUAACAUGUUUCAUGGAGCGGAAGAUAUAAUGACUUGUUGCCUAUAAGUAUUGUAAUGGUGCAAAAAGUCAAACUUCACAGGCAUGUUAUCAAUAGCCUUUAUUGGAAUGUAAAUGUACAUCCAAGCAUCAAGCACCCACACACAUUCAAGAUCCGGAACAGCUGGUGUUGACCAAUAGGGUCUUACUAUUGGUCAACAGGGUCUUACUAUUGGUCAACAGGGUCUUACUAUUGGUCAACAGGGGUAAUGAGGCUAUUUUUAAAAUGUAAGGAGUAGAAAGUACAGAUAAAUGCGUGAAAAUGUAAGUAGUAGAAGUAAAAAGUUGGCUGAAAAAUAAUUAUUGCAGUAAAGUUUAGAUAGCCAACAAUUCUACUUAAGUAAGGUAAGUAUUUGUACUUUGUUACUUGACACCUCUGAUUAUUUAACACUGUAAUAACAGUUAGGCUAUGUUAGCUUUCAGCCAGUUCCAAGUCAACAGUAAAUUCACCUUGUAAAUGUCUGAAUGCUAACAUUAGCUACAGUUUGGGCAUAGUGGGGUAACACAUUUGUUGUUUUAACAUGAAAUAAGGCCAUGCAGCUUUUCCUCUUUUAACUUUUCACAGCCUUUUUAGUUUCUGACUUAUUUAGAAGCUUUGUUCCUAUAUGCUAACAAUUUUUCAGAUCCCCUGAAUUUAAAACUGUGACUUCAGCAACACAACGUUACAACAGCAAGAUAGUGGAAAAUAGCUGCUGUGUGCGUAUGGUCAAAAACACAUGGUUGUAGGUGCUGGUUUUUAUGACACAGUGGUGGCAACCCUUUUAUCCCAUUUAUCUAGAGGCCAUCUCUCUGUCACCAUCGCUGUGACAUCCACACUUGUUUUUCUGUCAGACACACAGCCUUGGCCUAAUGGAAAAACUGACGAACCAUCCAGAUCUCCUCCUCUUCACCUCUUACUCCUCUCCCAGCCUCCCCUCCUUCCUCUAUUUUGAUGAGUCAGGGACUUAAACGGCUCUUUUCUCAAAACACCUGCCGUUCAUGACAUCACGGCAACGCAGGACAGUGUGACAGUGCAUUCAGCUUCCACAGUUGUUGGUAUGACACGGUCACUGACGAUGAUGUGAUAAAACAGCCUAGUUGUGUAACAGAGCUGGUACCUUUCCAGCUGUGAAGCUCUUUGGAAGCAACGUAUCAUGUCAAGUUGUGUCCUUGAAUCUGAGCUGUGAAACAGAACCAUAAAUGUUUGUGAGUUAAAUAAAUUGUAAUGUGUCUUGAUUCCAUCUUUAUUUUUAACUUGUUGAAGUACAAAGCGCAUAUUUGUUGUUUAUUCAGUUUGUUUUGCUUAAACAGAGCUUGCUUGUGAAGGCCCUGUUUGCCUGCCUCAUUACUGAAGUGUGUUCAGCUCAGAAUUUAUCAGCGACUGCAACUGAAUAAACAGUGUGAGCUGAAGCCUUACGGCCAGUAGAGACAGAAACUGAACAAACUAAAAGUAAUAGAUACCGUUCCCAAAGAGCAAGCAUCAGCGAGGUUUGGUUGAUUAGAUACAGUGUACCUGAGGAAGAAAGGAAACCUGGCAGGACCAGCACACACACACACACACACACACACACACACACACACACACACACACACACACACACACACACACACACACACACGCAUGCUGUUCAAGGUCACCAAAAGCUAAAAGUGUGUUUGUUGGAGAGCUGAGAGCGCCACACCUGUACAUUAUUACACAUUAGUGAUAUCCAGUGCUAAUGUUUCUAACAGUCAUUAAUUUGUAAAAGUCUGAGAAAUGUUAUUUUUAAACUUGGCUACCAUAAAGUUCAGUUUUUAUUACUGCAUUAAUGCUUUCUGGUAUUUAUUUUGAAAAAUUCACAUAUAUGCUCCAACUGGCUGUCCUAUAAGUGUUUUCUAAGCUAAUGUGUCACUUUGGCAUCAAAAUGGAAAUAGUCCUAGCAAUAUAAUCUUGUGGCAGAAAAUGAACAACAAAAUUAAAUAAAUAACUUAACUUAAGUAGAGCUUGCUGGCUGCUAAUGUUUCCUCAGUGUGCUAGUGCUUCCUUACCUUCUGUCUUUGGUACAAAAGGUUUCUGACAACUGUAAAGGACAUUUUUGUAAUUUCUUUUUUUUUUUUUUGGAUGAAUUGAGCACAUUUAGAGACUAUUGUUAAAGUAUCAUGAUUUCAAUUUAUUAAACAUCAGAAAACUG